Molecule: messenger RNA, 1494 nt
Organism: Pteronotus mesoamericanus
Lineage: Eukaryota; Metazoa; Chordata; Mammalia; Chiroptera; Mormoopidae
Gene: SIRT4
Product: sirtuin 4
Exons: 6
Coding region: 1-1143 (380 amino acids)
Cellular component (GO): nucleus; mitochondrial matrix
Molecular function (GO): NAD-dependent protein lysine deacetylase activity; NAD+ binding
Source: RefSeq, a predicted model, not a curated record
AUGCUGGCCCCGCCCCCUGCGCCGGCUAGCCCUGUCCCCUCCGUGCCCGAGAGCCCAGCCCAAACCGUGCGUGCAGCUGGGCGGGGCGGCAGCGCCCCCUUGCGGCCCAGCCGGCAGUUUGUAAACUACAUUUCCCAAAAUGCAAAUGUAGCCAAUCCGUCCCACUGUAGGACUUGGUGUCCCUUACGCUGUGAAAGAUUGAGGAUGAACUUUGGGUUGAUGUUCAGGGCGGCAAAAGGCUGCCAGAAGGCAAACCUCAGCCUGCAGCGCUCACUUGGCCCCAAGGGGCUAUUUGUGCCGCCGAGUCCUCCCGUGGACCCCGAGAAGGUUAAAGAGUUACAGCGCUUCAUCACCCUUUCCAAGAGAGUCCUGGUGAUGACGGGGGCAGGGAUCUCCACUGAGUCGGGGAUUCCAGACUACAGGUCAGAGAAGGUGGGGCUUUAUGCCCGCACGGACCACAGGCCCAUCCAGCAUCGGGAUUUUGUACGGAGCGCCGCAGUCCGCCAGCGGUACUGGGCGAGAAACUUUGUGGGCUGGCCUCGGUUCUCCUCUCAUCAGCCGAACCCUGCACACUGGGCUUUGAGCAACUGGGAGAGACACGGAAAGCUCUACUGGUUGGUGACACAAAACGUGGACGCCUUGCACACCAAGGCGGGGAGUCAGCGCCUAACAGAGCUCCAUGGAUGCAUGCACAGGGUCCUCUGCCUGGACUGCGGGGUGCAGAUCCCGCGGGGGCUGCUGCAGCAGCGCUUCGAGGCCCUGAACCCCACCUGGAGUGCGGAGGACCACGGCCUGGCUCCUGACGGCGACGUCUUUCUCAAGGAGGAGCAGGUGCAGAGCUUUCAGGUCCCAUCCUGCGCUCGAUGUGGAGGCCCCCUGAAACCAGAUGUCGUUUUCUUCGGGGACACAGUAAACCGCAACAAGGUCGACUUUGUGCACAGGCGCGUCAAAGAAGCCGAUUCUCUCUUGGUGGUGGGAUCGUCCUUACAGGUGUACUCUGGCUACAGGUUUAUCCUCACUGCCCAGGAGAAGAAGUUACCAAUUGCAAUACUGAACAUUGGGCCCACUAGGUCGGAUAGCUUGGCAUGUCUGAAAGUGAAUUCUCGCUGUGGGGAGUUGCUGCCUUUAAUAGACCCACACUGACCACAGCCUGAUGUUCCUGAGCCAGACACUGGGACUCUCACUUGUCUCCUGCUGCUAAAGCUCCCUGAGGAUUCAUUCAUCCCUUCUUUCUCUAACUAAUCGAAGUUCGCUGAGUGCAGCCUGUAGAAGGCAGCAAACCAACACCUCUGCCGGCCCAUCUCUGAACCCCGCAGCUUCAGAGCCAAGGAGUUUAGAUCUUUGGGCUGAUGAGAUUUGCCCCUGAAGACAAACUUUUCCAAGCAGCAGCUUCUCCUGAUGGGAAAACUGCUAAACUGCUUUCACUUCCUUUUUCUCUCAUCAAGCAGGAGAAAUGGCCCCAGAAAUAUGUAGGUCAGAAUGGUCUGUGGAGCA